Saprolegnia parasitica CBS 223.65 is the source of this 1068-nucleotide messenger RNA. RefSeq lists its product as hypothetical. The transcript is spliced from 3 exons. The record is from RefSeq and is a predicted model, not a curated record. Gene Ontology annotation, cellular component: cytosol. NCBI's taxonomy places the organism in Eukaryota, Oomycota, Saprolegniomycetes, Saprolegniales, Saprolegniaceae. Gene Ontology annotation, molecular function: asparagine synthase (glutamine-hydrolyzing) activity. Bases 1 to 1068 code for a protein of 355 amino acids.
AUGACAUCAGGGGCCAAGAUCGCCGAGGCCCGCGCGGUGCUCUUGCGGUCCAUUGGCGCGAUCCCGUCGGCGACGACGGCUGUUCUUCUCUCUGGGGGCCUGGAUACAUCGAUCAUCGUGGAUGCUACCUCUGGCCACCGCUUUACGGACGCCAUCACAGUGUCCUGCGGCCCGACGGAUCAACCGGAGCACGACCUCGCCUACGCGACAGCGAUUGCGUCCGCGCAUGGGUUGACGCACCACGUUUUAAGCUAUCCCGACCCCAUGGACCUUAUGCAUGACGAUCCCAACGGCGCUCUGGCGCUCACAAUCCGGAUCUUGGAGACGUUCGACCCCAUGGAUCUGCGUGGUGGUGUCGCCAUCACGAAGGCGCUGCAGCAUGCCAAGGCCAUUGGCAUCACGUCGAUCGUCACGGGCGACGCGGCCGACGAGCUCUUUGCUGGCUACUCGUUUCUUACGUCGCAGCCAGAAGAGAAACUUCUCGCGUGGAUCCAGCGCGCAUCGGCGCACAUGCAGUUUUGCAGCACAGCGAUCGGCGCGGCGCUCGGCAUGACCGUGCACCAGCCCUUUGUCCAUCCCGACGUGAUUGCCUUUGCGCUUACGUGCGAAAAGACGACUUGGUUGGGCCCGACGUCCCUCAUCUUGCGGCAAGCGUUCCCGGAAGCACACUCGUGUUGGCGCACCAAGGUGCCGCUGGAAACAGGCUCGGGCACGACGCCUCUUGCAGCGCUCUUCAAAGAGAGAUGCGACCCAGAUCGCUUUGAGGUCAAGAAGCGCGCUGUGUUUCUGGACGAUGGCAUCGUGCUCCGAGACCCCGAGCAUUUGCACUACUACACGAUCUUCAAGCGCAUCUUUUAUGAAAAAGGUCCGAGCUCCGUCGAGCCACGACUGGCACCCAGCACCGCGCAAGCCCACCGAGGUGCUUCGCCCGGUCGCUGGACGUGUGCGGUGAAGCGCUUUGACUCGGACCCUUGCAUUCAGUGCGGCUUCCAACUCGAGCGCCCUGAACAGUACUUUUGCAAGACGUGCGGCGCGUGGCCAGCACGCGCGUCGGGGCCGCCGAGCUAA